Eptesicus fuscus (big brown bat) is the source of this 6194-nucleotide messenger RNA. RefSeq names its product clathrin heavy chain (gene CLTC). The coding region runs from base 230 to 5278 and encodes 1682 amino acids. The transcript is spliced from 33 exons. Gene Ontology annotation, cellular component: clathrin coat of coated pit; spindle; clathrin-coated endocytic vesicle. Gene Ontology annotation, biological process: receptor-mediated endocytosis; intracellular protein transport; mitotic cell cycle. Gene Ontology annotation, molecular function: clathrin light chain binding; structural molecule activity. Lineage: Eukaryota; Metazoa; Chordata; Mammalia; Chiroptera; Vespertilionidae. The record is from RefSeq and is a predicted model, not a curated record.
UUCCGGAGUCUGCGCUGCGCCCGGUUCCGCCAUUGCGGCUCUCCCGGACCCUGGAGCCUCCGCCCCCGACCCGAGCUCUCGUCUGUCUGCCAGUUUCCUGCGUCCCCGGAGAGUAUCUUGCUGAGCCCAGCCUACCCCCUCCCCUUUCUCCUCCUCUCCCUUGGAGAGUCCGGGCAGCCACUGCCCCGCAGCCCCAGUGACAGGAGGAGACCAUACCCCCGACAGCGCCAUGGCCCAGAUUCUGCCAAUUCGUUUUCAGGAGCAUCUCCAGCUCCAGAACCUGGGUAUAAACCCAGCAAACAUUGGCUUUAGUACCCUGACUAUGGAGUCAGACAAAUUCAUCUGCAUUAGAGAGAAAGUAGGAGAGCAAGCUCAAGUGGUAAUCAUUGAUAUGAAUGACCCAAGUAAUCCAAUUCGAAGACCAAUUUCAGCAGACAGCGCCAUCAUGAAUCCAGCUAGCAAAGUAAUUGCAUUGAAAGCUGGGAAAACUCUUCAGAUAUUUAACAUUGAAAUGAAAAGUAAAAUGAAGGCCCAUACCAUGACUGAUGAUGUUACCUUCUGGAAAUGGAUCUCUUUGAAUACGGUUGCUCUUGUUACGGAUAAUGCAGUUUAUCAUUGGAGUAUGGAAGGAGAGUCUCAGCCAGUGAAAAUGUUUGAUCGCCAUUCUAGCCUUGCAGGUUGCCAGAUUAUCAAUUAUCGUACAGAUGCAAAGCAAAAGUGGUUACUUCUGACUGGCAUAUCUGCACAGCAAAAUCGUGUGGUGGGAGCUAUGCAGUUGUAUUCUGUAGAUAGGAAAGUGUCUCAGCCCAUUGAAGGACAUGCAGCUAGCUUCGCACAAUUUAAGAUGGAAGGAAAUGCAGAAGAAUCAACGUUAUUUUGUUUUGCAGUACGGGGUCAAGCUGGAGGGAAGUUACAUAUCAUUGAAGUUGGCACCCCACCUACAGGGAACCAGCCCUUUCCAAAGAAGGCUGUGGAUGUUUUCUUUCCUCCAGAAGCACAAAAUGACUUUCCUGUUGCAAUGCAGAUCAGUGAAAAGCAUGAUGUCGUAUUCUUGAUUACUAAGUAUGGUUAUAUCCACCUGUAUGACCUUGAGACUGGUACCUGCAUCUACAUGAAUAGAAUCAGUGGAGAAACAAUCUUUGUUACUGCACCUCAUGAAGCCACAGCUGGAAUAAUUGGAGUAAACAGAAAGGGCCAAGUUCUAUCAGUAUGUGUGGAAGAAGAAAACAUAAUUCCUUAUAUCACCAAUGUCCUACAAAAUCCUGAUUUGGCUCUGAGAAUGGCUGUACGUAACAACUUAGCUGGUGCUGAAGAACUCUUUGCCCGGAAAUUUAAUGCUCUUUUUGCCCAGGGAAAUUACUCAGAGGCAGCAAAGGUGGCUGCUAAUGCACCCAAGGGAAUCCUCCGUACCCCAGACACUAUCCGUCGAUUCCAGAGUGUCCCAGCCCAGCCAGGUCAAACUUCUCCUCUACUUCAAUAUUUUGGCAUACUUUUGGACCAAGGCCAGCUAAACAAAUAUGAAUCCUUAGAACUGUGUAGGCCUGUACUUCAGCAAGGACGGAAACAGCUUUUGGAGAAAUGGUUAAAAGAAGAUAAGCUGGAAUGUUCUGAAGAACUAGGUGACCUUGUGAAAUCUGUGGACCCUACAUUGGCACUUAGUGUGUACCUAAGGGCUAAUGUCCCAAAUAAAGUCAUUCAGUGCUUUGCAGAAACUGGUCAAGUUCAGAAGAUUGUUUUGUAUGCUAAAAAAGUUGGAUACACUCCAGACUGGAUCUUUCUGCUGAGAAAUGUCAUGCGUAUCAGUCCAGAUCAGGGACAGCAGUUUGCUCAAAUGUUAGUUCAGGAUGAAGAACCUCUUGCUGAUAUCACACAGAUUGUGGAUGUCUUUAUGGAGUACAAUCUAAUUCAGCAGUGUACUGCAUUCUUGCUUGAUGCCCUGAAGAAUAAUCGCCCAUCUGAAGGUCCUUUACAGACUAGGUUGCUUGAGAUGAACCUUAUGCACGCACCUCAGGUUGCAGAUGCUAUUCUAGGGAAUCAGAUGUUCACGCAUUAUGACCGGGCUCAUAUUGCUCAGCUGUGUGAAAAGGCUGGCCUACUGCAACGUGCAUUAGAACACUUCACUGAUUUAUAUGAUAUUAAACGUGCAGUUGUUCACACCCAUCUUCUUAACCCUGAGUGGUUAGUGAAUUACUUUGGAUCCUUAUCAGUAGAAGACUCCCUAGAAUGCCUCAGGGCCAUGCUCUCUGCCAAUAUUCGCCAAAAUCUGCAAAUCUGUGUUCAAGUGGCUUCUAAGUAUCAUGAACAACUAUCAACUCAGUCUCUGAUUGAACUGUUUGAGUCUUUCAAAAGUUUUGAAGGUCUCUUUUAUUUUCUGGGAUCCAUUGUUAACUUUAGUCAGGACCCAGAUGUGCACUUUAAAUAUAUUCAGGCAGCUUGCAAGACUGGGCAGAUCAAAGAAGUAGAAAGAAUCUGCCGAGAAAGCAACUGCUAUGAUCCUGAACGAGUCAAGAAUUUUCUCAAGGAAGCGAAGCUAACAGAUCAAUUACCACUCAUCAUUGUGUGUGAUCGAUUUGACUUUGUCCAUGAUUUGGUGCUGUACUUAUAUAGAAAUAAUCUUCAAAAGUAUAUAGAGAUAUAUGUACAAAAGGUGAAUCCAAGUCGACUUCCUGUGGUUAUUGGAGGAUUACUUGAUGUUGAUUGCUCUGAAGAUGUCAUUAAAAACUUAAUUCUUGUUGUAAGAGGUCAAUUUUCUACUGAUGAGCUUGUUGCUGAGGUUGAAAAAAGAAACAGGUUGAAACUGCUUCUGCCUUGGCUAGAGGCCAGGAUUCAUGAGGGCUGUGAGGAGCCUGCUACUCACAAUGCGUUAGCCAAAAUCUACAUAGACAGUAAUAACAACCCAGAGAGAUUUCUUCGUGAAAAUCCUUAUUAUGACAGUCGUGUUGUUGGAAAAUAUUGUGAGAAGAGAGAUCCACAUCUGGCCUGUGUUGCUUAUGAGCGUGGCCAGUGUGACCUGGAACUUAUUAAUGUUUGCAAUGAGAAUUCCCUCUUCAAAAGUCUUUCCCGCUAUCUGGUACGCCGGAAGGAUCCAGAAUUGUGGGGCAGUGUGCUGCUGGAAAGCAAUCCUUAUAGGAGACCUCUAAUUGACCAGGUUGUGCAGACAGCCUUGUCUGAGACUCAGGACCCUGAAGAAGUGUCAGUAACUGUCAAGGCUUUUAUGACUGCAGACCUUCCUAAUGAACUUAUUGAACUGCUGGAGAAAAUUGUUCUUGAUAACUCCGUAUUCAGUGAACACAGGAAUCUGCAAAACCUCCUAAUCCUCACUGCAAUCAAGGCUGAUCGUACCCGUGUUAUGGAGUAUAUUAACCGCCUGGAUAAUUAUGAUGCUCCAGAUAUUGCCAAUAUCGCCAUCAGCAAUGAGCUCUUUGAAGAAGCAUUUGCCAUUUUCCGGAAAUUUGAUGUCAAUACUUCAGCAGUGCAGGUUUUAAUUGAACAUAUUGGAAACUUGGAUCGGGCAUAUGAAUUUGCUGAACGCUGCAAUGAACCUGCUGUCUGGAGUCAGCUUGCAAAAGCCCAGUUGCAGAAAGGAAUGGUGAAAGAAGCCAUUGACUCUUACAUCAAAGCAGAUGAUCCUUCAUCCUACAUGGAAGUUGUUCAGGCUGCCAAUACUAGUGGAAACUGGGAAGAACUGGUAAAGUACUUGCAGAUGGCCCGUAAGAAGGCUCGUGAGUCCUAUGUGGAGACAGAAUUGAUAUUCGCACUGGCUAAAACAAACCGCCUUGCAGAGUUAGAAGAGUUCAUCAAUGGGCCAAAUAAUGCUCAUAUCCAACAAGUUGGUGACCGUUGUUAUGAUGAAAAAAUGUAUGAUGCUGCUAAGUUGUUAUACAAUAAUGUUUCCAAUUUUGGACGCUUGGCAUCUACCCUGGUUCACCUGGGUGAAUAUCAGGCAGCUGUUGAUGGAGCUAGGAAAGCAAACAGUACCCGAACAUGGAAAGAGGUCUGUUUUGCCUGUGUAGAUGGGAAAGAAUUCCGUCUUGCUCAGAUGUGUGGGCUCCAUAUUGUAGUACAUGCAGAUGAAUUAGAGGAACUUAUUAACUACUAUCAGGAUCGUGGAUAUUUUGAAGAACUGAUAACGAUGUUGGAAGCAGCUCUGGGACUUGAGCGAGCUCAUAUGGGGAUGUUCACUGAAUUAGCCAUUCUAUAUUCUAAAUUUAAGCCACAGAAAAUGAGGGAGCACUUGGAGCUGUUCUGGUCCAGAGUGAAUAUACCUAAGGUGCUAAGAGCUGCAGAACAAGCUCAUCUUUGGGCAGAGUUGGUGUUUUUGUAUGACAAGUAUGAAGAAUAUGAUAAUGCCAUAAUUACCAUGAUGAAUCAUCCCACUGAUGCAUGGAAAGAAGGGCAGUUCAAAGAUAUCAUUACCAAGGUUGCCAAUGUGGAAUUAUACUACAGAGCAAUACAGUUUUACUUAGAAUUCAAGCCUCUGUUGUUAAAUGAUUUGCUGAUGGUGCUGUCUCCACGGUUGGAUCAUACUCGUGCAGUCAAUUAUUUCAGCAAGGUUAAACAGCUACCACUGGUGAAACCAUAUUUGCGUUCAGUUCAGAACCACAACAAUAAAUCUGUGAAUGAAUCACUGAACAACCUCUUUAUUACAGAAGAAGAUUAUCAGGCUCUGCGAACAUCAAUAGACGCUUACGACAACUUUGACAAUAUCUCACUUGCUCAGCGUUUGGAAAAACAUGAACUCAUUGAGUUCAGAAGAAUUGCUGCUUAUCUCUUCAAAGGCAACAAUCGCUGGAAACAGAGUGUAGAGCUGUGCAAGAAAGAUAGCCUGUACAAGGAUGCAAUGCAGUAUGCCUCUGAAUCUAAAGAUACUGAGUUGGCUGAAGAACUCCUACAGUGGUUUUUGCAGGAAGAAAAAAGAGAGUGCUUUGGAGCUUGUCUCUUUACCUGUUAUGAUCUUUUAAGGCCAGAUGUUGUCCUGGAAACUGCCUGGAGGCACAAUAUCAUGGAUUUUGCCAUGCCCUAUUUCAUCCAGGUCAUGAAGGAAUAUUUGACAAAGGUUGAUGCAAUAAAGGAAAAGGUGGAUAAAUUAGAUGCUUCAGAAUCACUGAGAAAAGAAGAAGAACAAGCUACAGAGACGCAACCUAUUGUUUAUGGUCAGCCCCAGUUGAUGCUGACAGCAGGACCCAGUGUUGCAGUCCCUCCCCAGGCACCUUUUGGCUAUGGUUAUACUGCACCACCCUAUGGGCAGCCACAGCCUGGCUUUGGGUACAGCAUGUGAAACGGAAAGCUGAUCCUGUAGUCGCCUAUUUUCGUACUGAAACAUCGUCUCUACCCACUUCUCAGUUUAUAACAGAGGAAAACAGGCACAUGUUCUUGUAACCUUUAUUUCAUGAAGGACUGCGUUUUAUUUCUAACUAUAAACUUGGAUCACCUAUGUUAAAAGCUUAUUUCACAUUCCGCAUCAUUUUAGAAUUUAUUUUCAAAGGGGAAUAGUUUCAAUGUUUUAUUCAUCUGGGCUUUUUUUCUUCCCUUUUGUUCUUUGAAGAACUGCCUAAUAUUCAAUCUGUUGUGAAGAACCUGAUUUGCACUCUGUAGUGUUUAAAGAAAAACUCUAAUAUUGAAGCUCUUAAAUUUAGUGUAUGUAAACAGCUUACAAUAUGUAUUGUCUAAAUGCAUUUAAAUCUCUUUUAUUCAAAGAAAAGCUAAAGCAAAAAUAUUGGUAUGUGACCAUGCGAGACUGUCAAUGCAACAAAGACAACACUAAUCAUAAUCAGCACAUCCUACACUGGACUACAGUGCUCUCCAAAGUAUUGGGAAAAUGCAUUACAGACAACUUGCCUGACUUUUCAAUGAGCAUAAGAGGCCCUCUAACCUAUGCAGGUUUCCUGAUUACGCAUAUAGAAAAUGCUAGUGUGUUUUUGCUCACUCCAUAUGUAACAGGUGCCCUUAUGUUGUGCUGUAUCCUGUGCUUUUUCUGUGGGACCAUUCCAUUCAAGAACAAAGAGCACCAUGAUUCCAAUCUGUGUGUAUUUACUAACCCUUCCCUGAGGUUUGUGUAUGUUGGAUAUUGUGGUGUUUUAGAUCACUGAGUGUACAGAAGAGAGAAUUCAAACAAAAUAUUGCUGUUCUUCAGUUUUGUUUGUGGAAUUUGAAAAUACUCAAAUUUAAAAUAAAUUACUGGACUGUGGAAAUAA